AUAUUCGCCCCCUAGUUAGUGGAUCCAAGCAGACCUGAGGGCGCUCGUCAACGCGAUGGAUAGAGAGUUUGAUUUUUUUUUUUUUUUUUUUUUUAACCUGUUUUGAUUUAGUUGCGGAUUGCAGUAGACAUUGGGAUGUGAACACGGUGUUUUUACGUAUUUAUAUCACAUACUGCCAGUCGGAAACAUACAUUCAUCGGGCGAUGCCCCUCUGUUUGUAUUCGCUCGUGCGCUAUUUUUAAUGGAGCUGAACGCUGCCCGCCAGUCAGCUGUAGGUGAUUUUAUAUAUUUGGAUGAACGCACUGGUCUUAUGUAAGGCAUCAGAGCGGUUUUCUAUAACUUGAUGCUCCUGGUGUGCACUAGACUAUACUUUUGCAUUUGGUAGGAGGAUUUAAAUGAGCAACCCUCUUAGCUCCUAGAGCCAACCAGGUUAUCUCUGAUCAUAAUUUUCACUUUUACUGGUGUCCUUCUUCAAGAAAUUGUAACAAGAGUUACAAAUUGAAACAGUGUAACAGAUGUUCCCGCCUAAAGUGCAUUAGUGAAACAUAUGUUACAGAUAUACGUUCAAGUGCAACUGUGUAACAUGUAAAUGCUACAGUAGCACGCGCAUUUCUUGUGUUUUAUGUGACGAAGUGGAGCUCCAGAUUUGGAAUAUCUGUUGCAUUAUAAAUGCAGCCAUCUAAAUGAGCAGUUGCAGGUGAAUUUUCUGUCUGAAGUGGCUCUUCAUGUCUGGAUCAGCUAUGGAUACCUUGUGAAUUUGAACACACAUGGUGAUGAGUGACAUCUGGACUGUGAACUCAAGGGGCAUGCAGGUUCUCCUCUGUUGUUGUGCACAUGUGAGGACAUGUCAUUGUCAGCUGCAUCACUAUGCAUCCCCCUGAUGGCCGAAGAAGCAUCAACAGCACCCUCAUGCCCAGCGCCGUCUACCCAUCUCUGUUCCUCGGCAUCGCGGCGGCGGUGCUGGUGUUUCAGCUCGGCUCUGGAGGACUCAGUCUCUCUUCGUUUUUCCUCAAACUCUUUCUGUAUGUGUCCUUCGCGUUGUUCUGUUUCCUGCUGGGGAGUUUCGGGCUGCUGGUGAGGAAAAGCCCCCCGAAGAUCAGCAGGUUUGACACGACCAAGAGACAGUCAUCGAAGCUGGUGGAUUUAUUUCAGAAGUUAAUGGGCCGGUUCUGUGUGCCACUGCUGGAUUCAGCCCAAACCAGGAGGGUUGUGGUGUCUCUCAAUGUGGAUAAGGCCCUUAAAGAAGUGUUUGAUUACAGCUAUAGGGACUAUAUUCUUUCGUGGUAUGUGCCCUUGAGUCGAGAUGAAGGUCAGCUAUAUCAGAUGUUAUCAGAGGAUUUCUGGGAGAUGACCAAACAGCUGCGAAUGCAUUUGACUGAUUUGGAUGUGGUCAACCUGGUCUGUAAUGACACUGUGAAGACCCUCCACACACACUUCUGUGACCUCAAAGCUGCUAACACAAGGGUGGAGGAAGUCCCACACCUGUUUCCAUUGCACCCGUGUCUGCGCAGUCCCGAUGAAGAGCUGUGUUUCCUACGCUGCUGUGCUCGUCUGCUCAUGCUGCGUCUGCUGCCCGUGAAGGACGCACGUUCACGCAGCCUGAGACUUUUACUGGUGGAGGUCAUCGCUACUAAAGUGCUGAAGCCACUGGUGGAUGUGUUGAGUGAUCCAGACUACAUUAACCGGAUGCUGCUGGCUCAGUUGGAACACAGAGAGCAGCUGAACGAGCAUCAUAAGAAAGCAUACACAUAUGCACCAUCAUACGAGGAGUUUAUCAAACUCAUCAGCAGCAGCUCAGACAUACAGUUCCUCAAACAGCUCAGGUAUCAGAUAGUUGUGGAGAUCAUUCAGGCGACCACUAUCAGCAGUAUUCCACAUUUGAAGAGACAUAAAGACAGUAAAGGGAAAGAGGCCGCUGCACUGAAGGCCGAUCUUUUACGUGCCAGAAACAUGAAGCGUUACAUUAACCAGCUCACGGUCGCAAAGAAACAAUGUGAGAAACGGAUCCGGCUCCUCGGAGGUCCAAACUACGAACAGCAGGAGGAUGGGGCCCAGGACGAGGUGGAUGGUUCUCAGGGCCAACGGAUUCUUCAGUUUGAGGAGAUCAUGUCGAACUCAGUGUACCGGGAGCAUUUCCGUGUCUACAUGGAGCGUGUGGAUAAGAGAGCUCUGAUCAGCUUCUGGGAACUGGUGGAGAUGCUCAAGUGCGCCAACAAGAAUGAGGUGCCACAGCUGGUGGGAGAGAUCUACCAGAACUACUUUGUGGAGAGCAGGGAGAUCCCAGUGGAAAAAGCUCUUUAUAAAGAAAUCCAGCAGACUCUGGUGGGAAACAAGGGAACGGACAUUUUCCUAAGGAUUCAGGGAGAUGUUUACGAGACCAUGAAGGAGCGAUAUUACCCUUCAUUCCUGGUGAGCGACCUGUAUGAGCGGCUCAUGAAGCGAGAGGAGCACAGGAGCAGUUCACAGUCCAGCAGUGAGGAGAAAGAUGAUGCUGGUCAGGUGAUAGAGGGAGGUGACGUUGCUCUUGAUGAAGGCAGCAAAGGCAUCAGUGAACAGGCCAGUCACGCCACCACCAAACUACACCAACUCUUUGAGAGACUCGAGUACAAACGGCAAGCCCUGGGCUCCAUUCAGAACGCACCCCGACCUGAUAAAAAGAUUGUGUCAUUGCUGAAGGAGGAAAUCGGAGCGAUGGAGAAGGAGCACAGUGAUCUGCAGCUGCAUAUAUCACGAACAGACUGCUGGUGUGAGAAUCUGGGCACAUGGAGAGCCGUCAUCAACACCACAGAAACCUCUGAGGAGAAUGGUGAGCAGAUGGCGUGUUACUCUGUAUCCGUGAGUCUUUCAGAAGCAGAUGACUGCAAGAACAACCGCUGGGCUGUCACCAGGAAACUCAGCGAGUUUCAGGCCCUACACAGGAAGUUGACGGAGUGUUUUCCAUCACUUAAGAAAGUCCAGCUUCCCUCUCUCAGUAAACUGCCAUUCAAAUCCAUUGACCAAAAAUUCCUUGACAAAUCCAAAAAUCAACUCAACACUUUUUUACAGAAAGUACUGACAGAUGAGCGCAUGUGUCAGAGCGAGGCGCUGUAUGCGUUUCUCAGUCCUUCACCAGAACACCUGAAGGUCAUCGACAUCCAGAAGAAAUCCUCAUUCUCACUCGCAUCCUUCCUGGAGAGACUGCCUGGAGACUUCUUCUCACAUCAGGAGGAUGAAGGCGAGGAUGACAGUGAUCUGUCAGACUAUGGUGAUGAGACGGAAGGAAGAAAAGACGCACUGGCAGAACCCUGCUUCAUGCUGAUCGGAGAAAUAUUUGAACUCAGGGGCAUGUUUAAAUGGGUUCGGAAGACACUAAUUGCACUAGUUCAAGUCACGUUUGGACGGACUAUAAACAAGCAAAUCAGAGACACUGUAAACUGGAUUUUCAGUGAGCAGAUGUUGGUUUACUACAUUAAUAUAUUCCGGGACACAUUUUGGCCCAACGGGAAACUGGCACCUUAUAACAAAACACGCUCAGAGAGUGAACGCAGAGAAACCAAGGAGAGGGCACAACAGAAGCUUCUAGAUAAUAUUCCAGAUGCACUUCAGAAUCUGGUGGGGCAGCAGAAUGCGAGAUACGGGAUCAUCAAAAUCUUCAAUGCACUUCAGGAGGCCAGUGCUAACAGACAUCUCCUCUAUAUCAUGUUGGAGAUGCUUCUUAAAGAACUGUACCCUGAGCUGAGCGUAGAGGCCAUACAAGCCUGAAUAACAUCACACACAACAAAAAAUGUCUCAUUUCUCUCUAACAUGCUGGAAGGAUUUUUCUGUUGUUUUAUUACUGAAACUCUUGACUCUGUAGUGCUGGAUCUAGGAAGCAUCAAGACUUCAGAAACAACAUGAGUAUGUUUGUGUUUUAAUCUGUUCUUGUGUUUUUCUCUUGUGGGAUUGGAUGAACAGGCCAACUUACUGCCAGCUGCCAUGUUCUGAUUCUUUUUCUCUUAUUUUCUUUCUUCUGGAGGAUUUGUUUGGCUUGGUGUGCUCUAUAAUGUGAAGAACAGUGGAAUGAGUGUUAUAUAUCUGUAAAAAGAAUCUCCUUAUUGUGAUCACUAUGAAGGCUUUUAAUCGUGCAAUAUGUCAUGUACAGUUAUUGUGACGGUUUUGUUUGUGAUAUUAUUAUUAUUAUUAUUAUUAUUAUAGAUUUUUAUUUUUACCAAAAAUAGACUAGAGCAUUUAUAAGCAAUAAAUCGCAAAAUACGAUGUGUCACAUGUCAUGUCUUCAAUUUACAGACAGUACAAGUGUGAAAUAUUUAAAUUGGUAAAAUAAUAAUAAUAAUAAAAAUGUUAAAUCCCCUUUUUCCACAGAAUGUGGUCUUUACCUUCAAAAUGAAAAUAUUUGAAAACAUAUCUGUAAUUAAAUAUUAAAUUCAUUUAGAAAAUAGUGAUUUUUUUGUUUUUGUUUUUUUUUUUGUUGAUUUUUUAGGACCAUUAAGAUUUGUAUGCAUUGUGACAUUUUCACAACAAUGAAAGGUAUAGUUCACCCAUAAAUGAAAAUUCUCUCAUCAUUUACUCACCCUUAUGCCAUCACAGAUGUGUAUGACUUUCAUCUGAAGAACACAAGAGAAGAUUUUUAGAAUAUUUCAGCUCUGUAAGUCCAUACAAUGCAAGUGAACUGUGUUCUAAACUUUGAAGCUAUAAAAAGUGCAUAAAUAAUAAUCCAUAAGACUCCAGUGGUUUAAUCCAUUUCUUCUAAAGUGAUCAAAUCGGUUUUGGGUGAGAACAGACUAAAAUAUUGCAAAUGUAUUUUGACAUAUUUUUUUAUCAUAAAUAUUGACAUCAGCAGUCUCCUUGGUGAUCAUGAUUUUAAGCUCGAUUACACUUCCUAUAGCGGCAUCUAUCGCUCUGCGCAUACAUCAAGCACUAGAAUUGUAAUCAAGCUUGAAAGCGCAAUCAUGCCUAGAUACUGCAAUGACAAGAUGCUCAGUGAAAAAGAAGUUACAUUUUGGUCUGUUUUCAACUAAAACCGAUUGGAUUGCUUCAGAAGACAUUGAUUAAUCCACUGGAGUCUUAUGGAUUACUUUCAUGCUGCCUUUAUGUGCUUUUUGGAGCUGCAAAGUUUUGGUCAACAUUCACUUGCAUUGUAUGGACCUACAAUGUUUUUUUUUUUCUACAUUUUCCUUUGGGUGAACUAUCCCUUUAAUCACAUUACACGUUUCUCAUUACUAUAUUAUAGUAUGCAUGUAAAUGCAAUGUGUAAUAUAGAAGUAUACAUAUGUAUACUUAUAAUUGUACUUCAAAUAUAUAGAAUAGCAUUGCAUUAGAUAACAAAAAUAUAAAAACAACUGGCAUCUGCAAACAAAUGAUGCUAGAGCUUCACUUUGCUUUUUAUUUUUCACUUCAUUUUACAUUUAUCAUAUGAUGCAAUAUUAAAUUAUUCACACAUUUUUAAGUGUGCCUAAAGUAUCCAAAUACUUUGUGCUUUAUUAUACUUUUUUCUUUUCUUUUUUUCUUUUUUUGCAUUACUUUACAAAGAAUGUUUUUUCAUAUCACAUUAAGAUACAAAUGGUAACAAUUCAACAAAACAACAUGUAAUAAAAUGCAACAAAACCUCUCAAUGGUCAUAAGAAAGGCCUCAUUUUCUUUAUGUAUAAUGCAUUUUUUUAUAUUGAUUUUGGGAUGAGAUAGGACCCAGACACUUUUUGAUAGGGAAGAUUUUGUGAUAUUUACCCAAGGGAAGGGAAGGUGAUAUGUUCAAUUUUUUUAUAAUGAAGGCAAACACAAAAAUAGUAAAUUUACAAUGACAUGAAAUAUUCAUCAGCAUUAGGACAGGGAUUAUAAUUAUACAACACCUUAAUGUAAAGUCUUGUUGUGUCCUGAUUUUGAGUUCAGUUUAACAGACAGACUGUAUCCAGCAUGGCUCCUGAACUUUACUGAUGAGAAUUGCUGUUUUUGUUUAAAUCCUUUCAUAUACAAUGUCCAUUUGCAGCUCUUUGUACAUCACUUUGUAUAUCUCGGCAGCCUGACAAAAACAGAAAGA
Myxocyprinus asiaticus (Chinese sucker) is the source of this 6010-nucleotide messenger RNA. Its product is annotated as sorting nexin-25-like. Gene Ontology annotation, molecular function: phosphatidylinositol binding. Gene Ontology annotation, cellular component: early endosome membrane; intracellular membrane-bounded organelle. Lineage: Eukaryota; Metazoa; Chordata; Actinopteri; Cypriniformes; Catostomidae. The transcript is spliced from 19 exons. The record is from RefSeq and is a predicted model, not a curated record. Bases 868 to 3741 code for a protein of 957 amino acids.